Molecule: messenger RNA, 312 nt
Organism: Acanthisitta chloris (rifleman)
Lineage: Eukaryota; Metazoa; Chordata; Aves; Passeriformes; Acanthisittidae
Gene: SMAGP
Product: small cell adhesion glycoprotein
Exons: 3
Coding region: 1-312 (103 amino acids)
Source: RefSeq, a predicted model, not a curated record
AUGGAAGAACCUCAUUCCCACCUGAGCUCAGGCUCUUCCUUAUCCUCCUCUCCCUCUCUUCUUCCCGAGGAAGCCUUGACCACUCCAUCCCUGCGGAAAUCUCACACCUCCCCUGGCCCCGAGGACACCAACACCGUCGUCAUCGCAGUGGUGCUGACCUUGGUGUUCCUGACCUUGCUGACGGUGCUGGUGGUGAUUGGGAUCUACCUGUACCGGAAUUCCGGCUCCUACCGCACGUACGAGCAGCCGGAGGUGGAGGCAGCUCUGCCAGCAGAGGAUUCCAGCAGGGAAAAGGAGGAAUAUUUCAUCUAA